This is a messenger RNA of Brassica napus (rape), 997 nucleotides long. RefSeq lists its product as uncharacterized. The record is from RefSeq and is a predicted model, not a curated record. Lineage: Eukaryota; Viridiplantae; Streptophyta; Magnoliopsida; Brassicales; Brassicaceae. The transcript is spliced from 5 exons. The coding region runs from base 176 to 865 and encodes 229 amino acids.
AAUUGUUAGCUGGGGGCCCAACUAAAGUGAAGACCGACUCUGGAGGGAGCCUCCGUCUCACUCCCAGACUCUCACAACAAAAGCCAAACAAACCCUCCCCCCAAGUAAGUCUUUUUUCUUUUCGUAUUUGGGAAUUCUGGGGGUUCUUUCCGAAGCUUCAGAUCGUGGUACAGGGAUGAGCUAUUCGUGUCCUACCUGCUACAAUCUCCAAGUUCUCGAUGAAGAAGAUAACGUCUAUGACUUGAUUUGUACCAACUGUGGAUCAGUUUUCUGUGCCAAGUGUGGAAAUGAGUCGCAUUAUCCUGCAUUAUGUGAUGACUUUCGCAAAUGGAACAAUCCAGAUUUGAUUUCCCCUAAUGACGAUCUAAAUUGCUUUCAUGCGAUGAAUAGCAUAAAGUGCUGCAAAGAAACAACAUGGAAGUAUUACGAUGAGGUACUGAACUUCCUCAAGGAAAAGGAAUCUGGGUUAUCCCCCAGUGAUUUGUAUGAUGGUGGCGUAAAUUAUGCAUUUGAUGAGCUUCGGGGUGUGAUUUCAUAUCUGAAAUGGGUCCACGUCCAUUUGUGUUUCAAUGGUGAACUGGCUCCUUUGCUCAAUAAUCCUUUCAAAUCUCUACAUGUUCAAUUUGAACAACUCUUAGGCGCACUCCCUUCUCCCGGGGUUCCAUUGGAAGAUAAUUUUGGAGUAGGAAUGAUCAAAAAAUAUCGGCUGGAUUUGACGUUGGAGCGGAGCACCUUUAACAGGACCUUGAUUUUUGACAGGGAUUCUUUGAAGAAACCCCCUCCCUCAAAAGAAGAGAGACAAGAGUCGGUGCAACUUCGUCGGGUUGUGGAAGCCCAGUUACUGGCCCACUACUGCAGGCCAUAAAAUCAAAUGACUUUGUUGCGCUUGUCAAAAUACUAUGUCUCUAUCUCUGCCGUUAUUUCUGACUUUGAUGUUUGUUUGUUUUUGAGUCGCUUUUUAUGCGAUGAUAGACUUGAUAGAAUUCUAACUUUGGUA